This is a messenger RNA of Nerophis lumbriciformis (worm pipefish), 3765 nucleotides long. It is a transcript of the gene skp2, whose product is annotated as S-phase kinase-associated protein 2, E3 ubiquitin protein ligase. Gene Ontology annotation, molecular function: protein binding. The record is from RefSeq and is a predicted model, not a curated record. NCBI's taxonomy places the organism in Eukaryota, Metazoa, Chordata, Actinopteri, Syngnathiformes, Syngnathidae.
UAAUGCACAUAUUCAACCCCUUGAAAUGUGUAAAACUUUAUUUCAUUUUUGUAUUAGGCUUGAAGCUGAAAAUAACUUAAGAGGACUAAAACAAUUUAGUUUUAGCAAUGAAUAGCAUUUUAAAUCUUGAAAUAUUUUAAGAAUAUCGGGGGGAAAAAUCUAUAUUUUUAUUUUACCCUCAAGGAACAAAUUAUUUAAUGCAGAAAUUAAAGCUUAAUUUGAGUUUUAAUUUAUGAACCUAUUUUUAAAAUGGGGGGGGGGGGGGUUAAAAGAAUUUCUCAACUAAAAUACCAUGAUGUUUGUAUUGUGUAACAAGCUCGAUUUGGUGAGCAUUACAGUAUUUGAAGGAAGGUGCUCUUAUUUAUUUAGGGUUUGGGGAAAAAGCAGGUACUUUGUUUUCCAUCCAUCCAUCCAUUUUCUACCACUUGUCCCUUCCGGGGUUGCGGGGGGUGCUGAAGCCUAUCUCAGCUGCAUUCGGGCGGUAGGCGGGGUACACCCUGGACAAGUCGCCACCUCAUCACAGGGCCAACACAGAUAGACAGACAACAUUCACACACAAGGGCCAAUUUAGUGUUGCCAAUCAACCUAUCCCCAGGUGCAUGUCUUUGGAGGUUUUGUCUGUUUAAAAUUCAUUUUGAAUGAUGAAAUGUUAUCUGCAUUUGAUUAAAAGCCGUUUCCCCCCAUUUUAUGUUGCAGCCUUAUUUCAAAAUGGAAUAGUCAUUUCUGUCAAUAUUCUACACACAAUACCCCAUAAUGACCGUGUGAAAGUUUUUUUUAGAACUUUUUUGCAAAUGUAUCGGGGGAGAAAAUAUCACAUGUACAUAACUAUUCACAGCCUUUGCUCAAUACUCUUGUUGAUACACCUUCAACAGCAAUUACAGCCUACAGUAUUUUAGAAUAUGGUGCCACAAGCUUGGCACACCCAUCUUUGGGCAGUUUCACCCAUCCCUCUUUGCAGCUUCGAUGCACACCCAUUUUCAGAUCUCCCCAGAGAUGUUCAAUGGCAUUGAAGUCUGGACUUUGGCUGGGGCACUCAAGGACAUUUAUAAAGUUGUCCUGAAGCCAUUGUUUUGAUAUCUUAGCGGUGUGCUUAGGGUGGUUGUCCUGAUGAAAGAGGAACCGUCGCCCCAGUCUGAGUUUAAGAGUGCUCUGGGGCAGAUUUUCAUCCAGUCUGUCUCUGUACAUUGUUGCAUUCACAUUUGAUUAGUCUCCCAGUUUACCGCUGACAAACAUCCCCACAGCAUGAUACUACCACCGUUAUGCUUCACUGUCGGGAUGUUUUUGGCCUGCAUGGUUUCCUCCAAACAUGACGCCUGGCAUUCACACCAAAGAGUUCAAUCUGUCUCAUCCGAACAGAAAAUGUUAUUUGUCAUGAUCAGAGAAACACUGUGCAUGUGCAAAAUAAAACGUUUUACUUUGAAUUGUGCAAAAGUGUGCAAUAAUAUAGUCUGAAAUGGAUGUGACUAUGUAGUAUUUUUGUAAACCAUAAUGAAAGUUGCUCCAGGCAGUCUUCAAUAAUUUAUUGCCCAAAAAAUGGAUUUGCAUUUGAAUUGUGAUUCUUAUUUAAUACGAUUCUCAAUUAUUUCAUUAUUGUAAUAUUCACAUCCCUAUUAAUUUUUCUUUUUGUGUCAGUCAAAUUCAUCAGGAGUAUAAUAGAGAAUGUUUUGUGUUGCGUUUUCUGAUUAUGUGUGGUCUGGUUAUUUGUAUAUUAAGUUGCAACGACUCAAUGGACUUAUGUCAUUUGCAAACACAACAAGAGGGGAAUAUGGUGAAUGAGAAUCAGAUCUAUCAAUGAGAUUCUGAGUUUGGUAUACAUUGUGGGAACAUUGACUAUUUAGAAAAUACUGUGUUGAGUCAGGCUACAACCAAUUCUAAUUUAGCUCCCUAAUGGUUACACUUGAUUUGUAUUUCAGAUAAGACAACAGUUCAACAUACACAUAUAACAAAAUAACUACAGUAUAUAAACAUAACUUCCGGGUUAAAUCCCGAGUCAAAGGCGCAUGUGCGGACUAAUCCAACGAAUGACGUCGAAGAGCCGGUUCUACCUCAGUGACGUCAUGGCAUUCGGCGCCAUACCACUGGCGGUGUGUUUAAAAAAAAGUUGGGUUGGAGCGCUAUUGUGGCGAAAGUCACCUCCAGUUCGUGCAAUCUGCUCCCCAUAAGACAUUUUGUUCUGGAAAAGAGUUCAUUCCAAAAGACAGUAUGCCAUUGCAGGAUGUCUGCUUCCUCGACGUCCAGGGUUCCAUGCUGUCCAAAGGGGACAAACGGAAGUGGAGUGAGACUCAGGAGACUGAAUGCACCCCAACAGAGCUCAUACAACAAUGGUCACCUGGACACAAACUGCAACGCUCCAUGUGUAAAGGGAAAGAGAACGGCUGCAAUCACUUUGUCAUCUCCCGGAGGUCAAGAAAGAGGAAAGAAUCAUUGUCGGGGAUUUCAUGGAACAACCUUCCGGAGGAGUUGAUUCUCAGGAUCCUCUUCUUCCUCCCACUGCACGACCUCCUCAGGACAGCGGUCAUCUGCAAGCGCUGGCAUCGCCUAGCGUUUGAUGAGUCCCUGUGGCAAAGUGUUGACCUGGAGGGGAAGACCAACAUGGGUCUGGCUCUGCAGCAGGUGCUGAAGACAGGCGUGCGAAGGCUACGCUGCCCUCGCUCUUUUAUAGACAACCUGCACGUCACGGACACAUGCACACUGCAGUUAGCUGAACUGGACCUAUCCAGCUGCAUUGUCUCUACCUCAGCCCUCGAGAGCCUCAUCAGUCGCUGUCAUCUGUUGGAGUGUCUGAGUCUGGAAGGUCUGCAACUCUCUGACACCAUCAUCAGUGAUCUGGCCAAGAAUCCACGCCUUCUGCAGCUCAACCUCAGUGGAUGCUCUGACUUCUCUGCCAACACACUCGCUCACAUGCUACAGUCCUGCUCAAGAAUAGAGCAACUCAACAUAUCAUGGUGCAGUUUCGACAAUAAUCAUGUGAAGAGUGUCGUUGAUCAUGUGACCCCCAGUGUGACACAGCUCAACCUCAGUGGAUACAGGGACAGCCUCACGCUUGAUGAUCUGAAGGUGUUGGUUUCAAGAUGUCCUGGCAUUCUCACUCUCGAUCUCAGUGACAGCACUCAGCUGAUGGCCGACUGCUUCCCCGUCCUCUCGGCGCUGGACCACCUGACGCACCUGUCCUUGAGCCGCUGCUACCACAUUCACAUCGCCGCCCUCACCAACCUCAGGAAAACCUUCCCAGCGCUGCAUUACCUGGAUGUGUUCGGCCUGUUAAACGACAGCCACCUGCCCUCGCUGAGGAAGGAAAACCCCGGCGUUUGCCUCAACUCCUGGCCCUUCUCCGCCGUCGCCCGACCCACGCCUGCAAGCGUCUCCGACGGGGCCGGCGCCCACAGCAUGUGGAGCAGGAGGAGUCGACUGAGGUUUAAAUGAAAGAUUUUAAACUCUACGCCAAAAAAAUAAGUGAGGUUGUCAAAGCAGAAAAUGUCAAUUUAGUGUUGAGUGUUUACGAUCGAGCGAAAGCAGGUUUUUAAAAUACUUAACUUGAAUGUUUAGUUUUUUUUAAUCACGUCCGUUCAUGAGUCUAGCUGUGUGACGUUUCUACUGAAGCAGUGUUUGGUACGGGAAAGAGAUGAGGAUUUUUAACCUGAUGUUUUAAUCGGUGUUGACAAAGUUUAUAUUUUUGAUAUGGAGCUUUAUCCUGGCCUAAACUUGUCAUUCCAGAUUGUUUUCACCCGACUUUAUUUUUCUACAAUAAAUGAUUUGCAGCUAAAA